AUGGCGAAAUGCAAGGCACCUGAAGAACUCUCCACUAAUGUGAAUACUAUCAAAGCUCGCAACCGCGUCUCCAACCUUACUGAAGAUGAGAAGGCUGUUCACUUAGCACUCAAGGCUGACCAUGCUGAUCUGAGCUACUACUUAAAGAAGUUAUAUAAGUCUGCAAAGCAUAUCGCUGCCUCUACUGAAGACAAGACACGUCUACAGAAUGAAUUGAAGGUUGAGCGUAUUCGUGUUCAGACUGAGAAGGGUACCCAUGCAUCUUGCAUUGCGAAUCAGAAAGUCAAGAAUAUUAGCGCCUCUUCUUCUUCUCCACAAGCACCACCAUCUACUCCGCCACAACUUCUGUCUGAGCUUGCUGCAUUUGAGGGAAUCUCAAGUAUUCCAAUCGAUGACGAUCAUAACAGCGAAUGGGAGGAUACUGAGGUUGAAGACGAUUUGGAGUUGGAGCUUAUGUUACGGCACGACGAUAUUUUAAAUCACGAGGCUGUUCUACCAGAUGAGCUUUCCGAUAAAGAGAUCGCUAGCAUCCAGGCUCUCUUAACUCAAGCGCGCAUUGAUGCCCAUGAAGAGUCCAAUUUCCGCAAGUGGCAACAUUUCUGGGAUAGAUGUAUCCGCUCAUAUACGAGAAAGGCUGGAAAGCUGAGAAAGAAGCCUGAGCGUCUCUUUGAGUAUAUUGUUACAGCUACGGUAACGUGA
This is a messenger RNA of Pseudogymnoascus destructans, 699 nucleotides long. RefSeq lists its product as uncharacterized. The record is from RefSeq and is a predicted model, not a curated record. Lineage: Eukaryota; Fungi; Ascomycota; Leotiomycetes; Thelebolales; Thelebolaceae. The transcript is spliced from 3 exons. Bases 1 to 699 code for a protein of 232 amino acids.